CAUCCAACUCUUUUAACAUAACCGCAACCACAGUUCAGUCAUGAGUCGCGGAUCAAGUGCUGGAUAUGACCGACACAUCACCAUCUUCUCACCGGAAGGUCGUCUCUACCAAGUCGAAUAUGCCUUCAAGGCUAUCUCCAAUGCAGGCAUCACUUCAGUCGGUGUUCGUGGCCGAGACGGCUGCGUAAUCGUUACUCAAAAAAAAGUCCCUGACAAGCUUUUGGAUCCCUCGACAAUUACUCAUGUCUUUCAAUUGACCCCUAAGAUCGGUUGUGUCAUGACUGGAAUGAUUGCCGAUGCACGCUCACAAGUUACACGUGCUCGUCAGGAAGCUGCCGAGUUCCGUUACAAAUACGGUUAUGAAAUUCCUACUGAUAUGCUCGCAAAGCGUGUGGCCAACAUUAACCAAGUUUAUACUCAGCAAGCAGCAAUGCGACCUCUUGGUGUCUCAAUGAUCCUGAUCGGUUACGAUGAUGAGCUCGGUCCACAAUUGUACAAGUGUGACCCCGCAGGUUACUAUGUUGGGUACAAGGCAACAGCUGCUGGUGCAAAGCAACAAGAGGCACUGAACUAUCUUGAGAAGAAGUUUAAGAAGAACUCAGAAUUAAACUUGGAAGACACAAUUGAGCUUGCCAUCACAACUCUUUCAACAGUAUUGGCUGUUGAUUUUAAGGCAGGGGAGAUUGAGGUUGGUUUGGUUACAAAGGAUGAUCCCAGUUUCCGUACUCUGGACCUUGAUAGCAUCGAGGAGCAUUUACAGAGAAUUGUUGAGAAAGAUUAAAAGAAAAUACCCAUAUCUUUGUACCGUGUCUCAAUAAACCAUUUUUUUUUGUAUUUGGGUACUUGUGU
This is a messenger RNA of Phycomyces blakesleeanus NRRL 1555(-), 849 nucleotides long. RefSeq lists its product as hypothetical. NCBI's taxonomy places the organism in Eukaryota, Fungi, Mucoromycota, Mucoromycetes, Mucorales, Phycomycetaceae. The record is from RefSeq and is a predicted model, not a curated record. The coding region runs from base 41 to 781 and encodes 246 amino acids. The transcript has 6 exons. Gene Ontology annotation, cellular component: proteasome core complex, alpha-subunit complex; cytosol; nucleus. Gene Ontology annotation, biological process: ubiquitin-dependent protein catabolic process.